AUGUCCGAUAUUAACACAACUCUCCUCAACUCAAUUCAAAAGAUUGAGGUUGAUCUUGCUGAAAUCAAGCAAGCAUUGCAUGAGCUUCAAAGGCAAUUCAGCAAUCAAUUUUCGCCAGCAGUCAGUGCGGAAGAUCUAACUACAAUGCAACAAAGCAUUAUUGAGCAAAGUUCUCUUGAGUGCAUUGCCAAGUCUGUGAAAAGAGCCCAGCUCACAGAGUAUCCUGAUCAGCUCGGUAAGCAAGUAAUCAAUACUGGCGGCAAGUUCAAAGGAAAAAACGAAGCACAAAAAUACAAUCUGUUGCUUCAGAUUCUUCACGAGCAGGACUGGAAGGCGCGCUGCAAAGAAGUUCCACAAGGGCAGCCUUUGCCCCCAUUAGUCCCUCUUUCAGACCAUGAUUUGACAGUAAAAGGACUGCAUCUCAAAACAUUAGGCUGUACGGUAAAGCAUGAUAUCAUUGACAAAGACUAUCCUGCGGCCUCAAAAGAAUGGAAGAAUAUCCCAGAGAAAAACAGGGAAUACUACAUGAUGCAUUUGGAGAGAAGCCUUCUUCGGGAAAGCUUCAAGAGCGACAACCAGACGCACAAGAGAAGAAUGGCAGAGAAGAACAAAACACAGCAAGACAUAAGUGAUUCUUCACUUUCUUCUCCUGAUAUGUCAGAAACUGGUGAUGUUGAGUCGCCCAUAAUGGCAGAUGUGCUGUCUCCUCCACCCACAGCAAGUGUUGAGCCUGCUCGCAAGAGAAGCCGAAGAUCAGUAAAUGCUUAUUUUACUGAACAAGUAAGCAUAUUAUAUAAAGAAAUCGACCAUUCUGUUAAAGCUGCAAAGGAAAAACAAGAGGUUGUGCUAGAAUUGAAAGCAAUAGAACAAAAGAAAGAAUGUAAUAGAGGAAAGGAAGGACGCUUGAUUUUUUUUUGA
Molecule: messenger RNA, 918 nt
Organism: Phycomyces blakesleeanus NRRL 1555(-)
Lineage: Eukaryota; Fungi; Mucoromycota; Mucoromycetes; Mucorales; Phycomycetaceae
Exons: 8
Coding region: 1-918 (305 amino acids)
Source: RefSeq, a predicted model, not a curated record